CAAAAGACAUUAUAAAACACAAAAAUAAAAUUUCCGAUUAAAAAAAUAAAAUAAAAACACUAAUCCUCUCUCUCUCUCUCUCUCUCUCCAAUCCACGGCGAUUUUGAUAAAGCCACCUUAUUACACACUUUUCUGUCUCUCUACCUCUAUAUCCGCCGCUCCUUCUACAAAUCUUCCACUGAUUUUGUCUCUGUUAUUACGCUCGCUUCUUCCUCGCGCAAAACCUUAGGAAAGAGAAGGGAAAAGAAAAAACAGGACGACUUGUUUUCUUCUCUCUCCCCUCUACUUAGAAGUUCCAAACUUUACUCUCUACUCCAAAAGUUUCAAACUUUACCUCACUGUCUCUCGUUUUCCUGAGAGAGUUUUCACAAAAUGAAGAAACGCCAUCCGGGUGUUUCUUUAAUUCCCUUUUUCUUUAUGGGUUUUCUCUCUCUUGCAAAUUCUCAACAAAAUGGUGACGCUUCAGUGAUGUUAAAACUCAAAGAAAGUCUAGGCAACCCAUCAUUUUGGUCUGGUUCGGAUCCGUGUAAUGAUAAAUGGGAUCAUGUUACAUGUGAUUCCAGUAACCGGGUUACCGAUAUCCAAAUCGGAAGGCAAAAUUUAGUGGGUACUUUACCUCCGGAGCUUUCAAAGCUUACAGCUUUAAAAAGACUCGAGGUGAUGUUUAAUAAUUUAUCUGGUCCUGUGCCCAGUCUUUCUGGGUUAAGUUCAUUGCAAGUUGUUCUUUUGCAUAAUAAUGAGUUUUCUUCAUUUCCUUCUGAUUUCUUCAAUGGGUUAAAUUCUAUUACUACUGUGAGUCUUGAUUAUAAUCCUUUUACACCUUGGGAAAUCCCUGUUAGUCUUACAAAUGCUUCGACUUUGAAGGAGUUUUCUGCUAAUAAGGCUAGUAUAACUGGCAAAAUUCCUGACUUUUUUAAUAAUGAUGUGUUUCCUGGAUUGGAAAGUUUGCAUUUGGCUAUGAAUUCUUUAGAGGGGGAAUUACCAGGGAGUUUUUCAAGGUCUCCUACGAUUACUUCACUUUGGCUCAAUGGGCAAAGACUCAAUGGUACUAUUUCUGUGUUGCAAAACAUGACUGGUUUGACUGAGAUUUGGUUACAUAUGAAUCAGUUCACUGGUCCUUUACCGGAGUUUAAUGAUUUUAAUGGAUUGCAGAAAUUGAGUUUGAGAGAUAAUAGAUUCACUGGUAUCGUUCCAGAAUCACUAGUAAAGCUACCAACUCUUUCUGUUGUCAAUUUGACCAACAAUCUGCUUCAGGGACCAACACCAGAGUUUCCUGAUUCAGUUAGAGUGGAUAUGACUUCUGAAUCAAAUAGAUUUUGCACACCUAAUCCAGGUGUUGCUUGUGAUCAUCGUGUUGAGGUUCUUUUAUCCAUUGUGAAAGAUUUUGGUUACCCUGCUAAUUUAGCUGACAAUUGGGAAGGAAAUGACCCUUGUGCACAAUGGAAGGGGAUUACAUGUUCACCCGGUGGAAAUAUUACAGUUAUCAACUUUCAGGGUAUGGGCCUUACUGGUACAAUUUCUCCAAAUUUUUCUUUGAUUCCUUCAUUGCAAAAAUUGAUUUUGGCAAAUAAUUCUCUUAAUGGUACAAUACCAUCUGAGCUUACAACCAUGCCUAGUCUUUCUUUGUUAAAUGUUGCGAAUAAUCAGCUUUACGGUAAGUUACCUAGUUUCAAACAAGUGCAAGUGAUUACUGAUGGAAACCCUGAUAUUGGAAAGGAUACUAGUAGCUCUAUUCCCCCUGGUUCAACUCCUGGGAGCACCCCUUCUGGUAAACCUGGAGGUGGUAGUAAUUCAGAUGCAACUGGCAAUAAGAAUUCUAGUACAGGAAAGAUUAUUGGCUCUGUAGUUGGUGCUGUUUGUGGUUUAUGUGUGGUCGGGUUGGGUGUGUUUUUCUAUAGUAGGAAACAAAAACGAUAUAGUAAAGUGCAGAGUCCAAAUAUGAUGGUUAUUCAUCCUCGCCACUCUGGGAAUCAGGAUGCAGUGAAGAUCACAGUUGCUGAAUCAAGUACCGUUGGUAGGGCUGAGAGCUGCACUGAUAGUAGUGGACCUAGUGACAUUCACGUGGUUGAGGCUGGAAAUAUGGUGAUCUCAAUCCAAGUUUUGAGAAAUGUGACUAAUGAUUUCAGCGAGGACAAUAUACUAGGAAGAGGGGGUUUUGGAACUGUUUACAAGGGAGAAUUGCAUGAUGGGACAAAGAUUGCAGUGAAGAGAAUGGAAUCAGGAGUAUUGAGUGAAAAGGGUCUAGCAGAGUUCACGUCUGAGAUUGCAGUGCUCAAUAAGGUCCGACAUCGCCACUUGGUUGCACUUCUUGGAUAUUGCUUGGAUGGAAAUGAGAGGCUUCUAGUUUAUGAGUAUAUGCCUCAGGGGACUCUGAGCAAAUUUCUCUUCAACUGGAAGGAAGAGGGGGUGAAACCACUUGAUUGGACUAGAAGAUUGACCAUUGCCUUGGAUGUUGCAAGAGGUGUUGAAUAUCUACAUGGACUGGCCCAUCAAAGUUUUAUUCACAGAGAUCUGAAGCCAUCCAACAUUCUUCUUGGAGAUGAUUUGCGGGCUAAAGUUGCAGAUUUUGGACUGGUUCGUCUUGCUCCAGAAGGGAAAGCAUCAAUUGAAACAAGAUUAGCUGGAACCUUUGGAUAUCUCGCACCAGAAUAUGCAGUAACUGGACGAGUUACUACUAAAGUUGAUGUGUUUAGCUUUGGUGUUAUACUAAUGGAGAUGAUCACCGGCAGAAGAGCGCUUGAUGAUAGCCAGCCUGAGGAUAGCAUGCACCUCGUUACUUGGUUUCGAAGGAUGCACAUCAACAAGGAUACAUUCCGUAAGAGUAUUGACCCAACAAUUGAUCUUGACGAGGAAACUCUUGCCAGCAUUAGCACAGUUGCUGAGCUAGCCGGCCAUUGUACAGCAAGAGAACCCUACCAGAGGCCUGACAUGGGUCACGUGGUCAAUGUUCUUUCAUCUCUUGUUGAGCUUUGGAGACCGGCAGAACCUGAUUCUGAUGACAUAUAUGGGAUCGACCUUGAAAUGACCUUGCCUCAGGCACUCAAGAAGUGGCAAGCAUUUGAGGGAGGCAAUGUUGAUGGGUCUUCGUCAUUUGCUACUAGUACAGAUAAUACCCAGACCAGUAUACCUACUCGGCCAUCGGGCUUUGCAGACUCAUUCACAUCAGCAGAUGGACGAUAAACGAAGACAAGAAAAGUUGGAGAUAUGAUGAUCAUGCUUCCAAUCGGUUUGUUUUGUUUAUUCCUUCUGCUGCUGGUUGUUCUUGUAAGGUUUGGGCUCUCUAUGGAUGUUUUGCCCUUGCUCUCUUCCUCCCUUGUAGGUGAAAAAAGUUCUUUUAUUUUUCUUCUGUCGUCAAGUGGCUAGAAGUUGCAAAUAGGUAGAUACUCUUUAAGAAUGAGAUUAUCUUUAUAUGUCCUCUUUUCCAUUUUCAUCUUCUUUUUUCCUUUUUCUUUACAUGUCUCCUUGAUAUCUGAUUUGCAUUUUAGUUCAGCUUCCCUAUUGCUCUACAAGAUACCUAGCAUAAAGCUUUGGCAUUGGAACCAAUGGUUGGUCAGAAUUUUAUUUCAUUCUAAAAACCUAUGUAUGACAUAUGAACAUUUAUUCUAUACUCUAUUUAAUUUAAUCAAGUUCUCUCAUUAUCCCUUAA
Molecule: messenger RNA, 3646 nt
Organism: Ricinus communis (castor bean)
Lineage: Eukaryota; Viridiplantae; Streptophyta; Magnoliopsida; Malpighiales; Euphorbiaceae
Product: receptor protein kinase TMK1
Exons: 2
Coding region: 373-3180 (935 amino acids)
Biological process (GO): protein phosphorylation
Molecular function (GO): ATP binding; protein kinase activity; protein binding
Source: RefSeq, a predicted model, not a curated record